GUGUACGCCGUGGACAGGUCGCCAGCCUAUUGCAGGGCUAACACAGAGACAAACAACCAUUCGCGCUCACACGCAAGCCUAGUUCAGAGUCACCAAUCAGCCUAACGAGCAUGGCUUUGGAGGUGGGAGGAAACCGGAGUACCAAGAAAGGCCCGACUCGAACGUGGACCUUCUCACAGGGAGGCAUCGGCUGCUGUGCCGCCCUAGUUUGACGUCAUAAACGUUUUAUUUUUUUGUCAUAUUAGAUUAAACAUACAUUUUCACACAAUUUGCGGGGUUAUCAAUAAUUCUGGUCCUGACAAAUAGGGAUUCUAAAAGUAACGAAGAGCGUUUGAACGCAACAUUAAAUUCUUCAUUUGAGUUCAUUACGACAAUGGCAACGCGCUAACGGCAACUAGCUAACGGUAGCCAAGUGUCAAGUUGUUGACCUAGGUUGUCCUUGUGAUUGAAAAGCGUCGACUAUUUCUAAGCCAACAACACUGUUUAAACUGCUUUAAACAACUCUUACCCGACUUCACAAUGGUUGUGGACGACGUCCAGUUUAUGGCUAUAUUCAAGGGAAAACGUAUCAAACUGACCCUGAAGACUUCUUCAUACUUCGGCGUCGUCCAGCGGAUCAAUCCCAACAAAACGCUGGUCCUGGCGGACGUUGUGUGUUGCACUAACGGCUACAAGUUUCCUGGCACAAAAUUGUUCUUCGGCCACGAGGUCGUGAAUGUGGAAUUAAUCACUGAAGCAAACCGUGACUCUGGAAAUAUUCAGCACCACAGACUUGAAGAGCAGCUGAAGGUGGAGAAGUUUCAGCCGUACAGGAAGUCCAUCACAUGGGACAAUAAUGAUGAAGAUGAAGAAGAGUAUAUCAACUUUGAGGUCAUCGAUGAGUUCCAUGAGAAGUUCGGACCUGCAGUGAUGCACAUCAAGAAACAGCAUGUGAUCGGUGUGGGAGCUGAAGGGGUUGAGAUAUUUAAGAAUGGAAGACUGUGUUGGCUACAGAUUGCAACUAAGUACAAGGUGUACCUCUUUGACCUGCUGUUACUUGGAGGCCGGGGAUUUAAGAACGGUCUCUCCAUGAUCCUGGAAAGUAAGCGCAUAUUAAAGGUCAUUCAUGACUGCAGAGCCAUUGCUGGAUGUUUGAUUGGUCAGUUUGGCGUAAAGCUAACCAACGUCUUUGACACCCAGGUGGCAGAUGUCAUGUGCUUCUACUCAGAGACCGGAGGAUUCCUUCCUAACAGAGUGAGCACCUUUCAGGAGGUGGUGAGUCUCCACCUGAAGGUGCCUUCCUCUCAGCUCUCAUCCCUUCAGCUGAAGUCACAGUUAAUCAAGGAGGACAGGGAGAUGUGGUACAAGCGGCCUUGUCCUGUACACCUACUGAAGGUGAUGGCUCUGUCAGUGAUCCACCUACAGCCUCUUAGACUGGUGCUGCUGGACAUGCUCAUGACUGACUACAUGGUUCUGGUGGAUUCCUACCUCAACAGCAGCUACUGCCAACCAGAUGAACUGGAGUGUGUCAACAUGGAGAGCGAGCUGGAGUUGCCUGCAGAGCUGAGGAAGCUGGACCAAAUGCGUCGCGAGCGGCGGGAGGCGGCUGCCGGCCUCUAUCCCGUCACCGAGCGAGGCCUGCUGGCUCGCUUCAACCCUAAACCUCAGUCUUCAUCCCCGACCUCGCCUACCGCAGAGGACCAGAGCACGACGCAGACAGACCCCUCGAACCCUGCGGUUCCAUCCACUGUGUCGGACCUUGAAAAUCAAACAUCUGCCGACAGUCCUCCACCUGCGGCUGUGGACAGAGGGUGCACGGAUGCGCUGAUGGGUUUAAUGGGUAGAGGAAGGCCCUUACCUUCUGUAGGGAGAGGCUUCCUGCUCCAGAUACCACCGCAUCGGAUCCCCAAAGAGAGCACCGGGGACGUCAAAACUCCAGCUUGGAUGGAGGUGGCUUCUCCUUGUCCCAGCCACACACUUACCCAAGAUGCAAUGCCCCAGCUCGGCCAUCGUGAUAAAGACCUACCCAAGGACAUUUGUGGCUUGAAAGAAGAACCUUUUACAUCUAGUCCUCAGCACCUGCCAUCUCCACUGACCCAGUCAUUCAGUUCUUUCAGAUACUGAAGAAAGCAGGGGGACAUGCUUUACUUAAUGUUGGCUUUUUUUAGCCUUUAUAAUUUCCUACAGUGACCAGUAGAUGGCAGGAAAUAUUCUGUUAUUGCAAAGGUUUGUUUGACGUGUGUUGUUUGAGAAAAGUCGUGUUUGAAAAGAAAUGAUUUCGUUACCUGGACUUUGGUUUACAUAAUUGCUCAGUGUUUGUGUUGUUAAUGCUAAAAGGUGUUCUUUUAUUUAUGCAGUUUUGUUUGGUGUCUUGCCACUAAAUCCCUUUCCCUUUUGUUUUCAUUAAGUGGUAACUGAUUGCACUGUUAACAGUUAAAUGUAUUUUAAUUUAGAAAGGAUUUGUCACUGCAGACUGUUGGAUAAAAAUAACAAAAAAA
This is a messenger RNA of Mugil cephalus (flathead mullet), 2477 nucleotides long. It is a transcript of the gene exd1, whose product is annotated as exonuclease 3'-5' domain containing 1. The coding region runs from base 520 to 2103 and encodes 527 amino acids. Gene Ontology annotation, molecular function: nucleic acid binding; 3'-5' exonuclease activity. Lineage: Eukaryota; Metazoa; Chordata; Actinopteri; Mugiliformes; Mugilidae. The record is from RefSeq and is a predicted model, not a curated record. Gene Ontology annotation, biological process: nucleobase-containing compound metabolic process. The transcript has 11 exons.